AUUAUCCGAAUCCCGUGACUGAAGAAAAACAAAAAACAAAAAACCAUGGAUCCCAAGAUUCUCAUCGUGAUCGUUCUUUUUCUGAAUCUCAUAAGCUCCAAAUCCACUCCCUCAUCAUCGGCACACAUUGACCUUACCAGUUAUGGUUUCCCGGUUGGUCUUCUUCCCAACACCACCGUGCUAUCUCAUGUCAUCAACAAAACUUCCGGCGAAUUCUCCAUCAAGCUCGGUGGCGCGUGUAAAGUCACGCUACCUCGUGAUAACUACGUUGCUACCUAUUCCGACACCAUCACGGGGAAAAUUGCGAAGGGUAAAAUCAGUGAGCUUAAUGGAAUAAGGGUUCGUGCUUUCUUGAAGCGGUGGUCCAUCACCGGAAUUCGGUCUUCCGGUGAUGAUAUUGUGUUUGAAGUUGGACUGGUCACCAUGAAGUAUCCUUCGAAGAAUUUUGAGGAUAGUCCUGCUUGUGAGGGUCAGCACUCUUCUUCUUGAUGACAUGAUGAAAAGAGUAUUCUCAGGUUGAGACUGAGGAGUAGUCGCCUGCGGUAUCUUAUGGAGGAUGGUAAUUUAGAAGACCACUUCAUUCGUUUUCCUUAGGUUUAUGUUUUGCUGAACUAUUAAGUCAGCUAGUUGAUUUGAAUUAUAAUAAAGCUCUGAUAUUGUAAUAUCAGGGUCAGGAUUAUUAUUUUCAGAUUUGCUAUGUUUGAUAUUAAGUUGGAUUAAGCACUCAUUAAUGAAAUAUUUUAUGUUUUUCAUGUUA
Vicia villosa (hairy vetch) is the source of this 757-nucleotide messenger RNA. RefSeq lists its product as uncharacterized. The transcript has 2 exons. Lineage: Eukaryota; Viridiplantae; Streptophyta; Magnoliopsida; Fabales; Fabaceae. Bases 46 to 489 code for a protein of 147 amino acids. The record is from RefSeq and is a predicted model, not a curated record.